This is a messenger RNA of Daldinia loculata, 1067 nucleotides long. Its product is annotated as DUF427-domain-containing protein. NCBI's taxonomy places the organism in Eukaryota, Fungi, Ascomycota, Sordariomycetes, Xylariales, Hypoxylaceae. The transcript has 2 exons. The record is from RefSeq and is a predicted model, not a curated record. Bases 157 to 966 code for a protein of 269 amino acids.
AAAAAAGUAAUAAUAAUCAAGAAAUAAUUCAUAAACUCUAAAUUGUCUUCUCCGAACUUUGCUGAGGUGAUAUAAGAGCUCUUGUUUGAAUUUUUGAUAUUAGACCUUCUAUUACCUAUAUCAUUAUUGAGGAAAACUAGAAAACCGGACUCCGGCAUGGCAAACCCACCCGCGAAAUCAGAUCUCCUCAAGCUUGGGAAGACGUUACUAGAAAACGGCCCCGUUAAGACGCUUGCCACAUCCCGCCGAGUACGGAUCCUGUUCAACAACGUGUACGUAGCCGACACGACGUCGGCGCUCUAUGUCUGGGAGCACGAGUACUACCCGUACUAUUACCUACCAAUAGAGUCGUUUACAUACCGCCCGCGUAGUUUGCCUGGUAACGAGAAUCCUCAGUACUGGACAGCAGCACUUAGCGUUGGAGGCCGGACUACGGACCGGGUCCUCGCCUUCGGGGACGCGCUAAGCCCUUCCUGUAAGCCGCUGGAGAAAAUGGUGCGGGUUGAGUUCGCGGCUGCAGAUGCCUGGUUCGAGGAGGACGUCCCGAUCUAUGUGCAUCCGAAAGACCCGUUCCGACGGGUCGACGUACUACAUUCUUCACGGCCCCUGGAGAUCCGCGUUGACGGACAUCUGGUUGCGCAGACGAACUCUUCGUAUCAUCUCUAUGAGACGGGGCUGCCGUGCCGGUUCUAUGUGCCGGCGACGGCGGUGGCGCGGGAUAAGCUGAGGGAGAGCGGGACUACGACUGCGUGUCCGUAUAAGGGCGUGGCGAAUUAUUAUCACGUAGACCUUGGGGGUGACGAAGGGGGAGGACGGAAGUACGAUGACCUGGUUUGGUACUAUAAAAUUCCGACGCUUGAGUGUGCGAGUAUUGCGGGAUGCUUAUGCUUCUACCAUGAGAAGGAUGGGGUUGAGGUUAAGCUUGACGGAAAAGUGCUGCAGCGGCCGAAGACUCAUUGGUCGUGAAAGUGCUGUCUGGAUUAGGUAAAAGGACGAAGAGUCUCGCAACAUAAAUAAAUCAUCAACUUGCGCUUAGAUGUCCUGAUUGGAAACCCCUUACGAGAACA